Molecule: messenger RNA, 723 nt
Organism: Nipponia nippon (crested ibis)
Lineage: Eukaryota; Metazoa; Chordata; Aves; Pelecaniformes; Threskiornithidae
Source: RefSeq, a predicted model, not a curated record
AUGCCGAGUUGCCAGCAGCUGCCUUGGCUGUGCCAUCAGGAGGAGGCAGAGGAGAUGCGGCCGCCGCCCACCCGGGUGGACGAGACCCCCGAGGACCCCACUCGCGACAAGACCAACAUGAUCGUCUACAUCAUCUGCGGCGUGGUGGCCAUCAUGGUGCUGGUGGGCAUCUUCACCAAGCUGGGCCUGGAGAAGGCGCAGGGUCCCCAGACGGAGAUGACCGUCUCCAGGACGCUGACGGACCUGCUGAAGCAGCCGGGCCAUGGCCCCUCCGAGCACAUGGAUGGCCUCAUGGGGGGCGUACAGGUCCCGCUGGGCGAGGGGCUGGCCCGGGGGCCCCCCAGGAACGGCACAGGGGGCGGGCGCUGCCCGCGGCUGAAAAAGCCCCCCUGGACCACCGCGGUGGUCGUUCCCCCCCCCCGGGGCCGGCCCCAGGGCCACGGCAAGCGUCUGCCACUGGCCAGCAGCCUGGCCCUGCCGUCCCCUGCCUACGCUGCCUACGCCACCCUCAAGGCUGGAGCCAAGGCCAAGGGCCCCAAGCUGGCAGGGGGCCCAGCCUUCCCGGGGGGCUGGGAUGGGGGCCCCCCCCGUGGCCCCCGCCGGCCCGGCCUGGCCACCCUUCGCCCUGAGGCGCCGCCCGAGGCUUUCGGCCCUGCCACCCCGCUGUACGGCCAGCCCCCCCGGCACCUCGCCACCAACAGCAAGACCGAGGUCACCGUCUGA